AUGAGCAAACUGCAUCUCAACCUCUCCCGAGAUAAAGAAUACAAAUUACAUGUUUUCAUGCAGGCCUUCCCUUCAUCAAGGCAAUCGCAGACCAGAGACAAGCGUCUGUUUCGACUGAAGCCCAUGGUUGCGAUAGAGAUCCGUAACAUUGAUUCGUAUCGAAAAGUCGCCGUUUAUGAGAAGUUAUAG
Aspergillus clavatus NRRL 1 is the source of this 189-nucleotide messenger RNA. RefSeq lists its product as uncharacterized. The record is from RefSeq and is a predicted model, not a curated record. Lineage: Eukaryota; Fungi; Ascomycota; Eurotiomycetes; Eurotiales; Aspergillaceae. The transcript is spliced from 2 exons. Bases 1 to 189 code for a protein of 62 amino acids.